CCCCGCCCCCAUUUGGUGGGGGCCGGCCUCAGCCUCAACCUCCUUUUCCCCACAUGCCUGGGGAGCCAAGGGUCAACAUGGCUCUUCCCCUCGACAUCAGCUGAGACUGGAAGACUGAUCCCUCCGAGGCCAUGGAGGGGGACAGCUGCCGAAAUGCAUCCCCUGCACGGACACCUCCAGCACAGGCCUCACCGGCAAGGACAUCUCCAGCCCAGGCCUCCCCUGCAGAGACACCUCCAGCGCAGAACUCAGCAGCAAGGACACUUCCAGCCCAGGACUCACCAGCACGGACACCUCCAGCCCGGGCUUCCUCUACCCAGAAAUCCCCCUCCCGGUCAUCAUCUAACAGGUCUUCAUCUGCCAAGUCAGCCUCCAUGGCAUCCUCCCCAACAAAAGCAUAUCUUGUCAGAGCAAAACCAGUUGCUGUCCCGAUCCGGGCAUCUCCUGCCAGGUCAGCAGCAGCCACCAGGACCAGCAGGCAGAGCCUAGGUCUCGGCUUGCCCAAGUUCUCCUGGCAGGAGAGCAAGAAGCAACUGCCGCUCAUUGGGUGUGUCCUCCUCCUCAUCGCCCUCGUGAUCUCACUCAUCAUUCUCUAUGGGGGACGAGAGCCCCAGAGUCCAAGAGGGAUUGCAGUCUACUUCUGGCAAGGCCACACAGGGAUCAAGUAUAAGGAGGCAGCUGAGAGCUGCCCCAUGCACGCCGUUCGCUGUGAUGGGGUGACAGACUGCAAGCUGCGGAGUGACGAACUUGGCUGUGUGAGGUUUGACUGGGACAGAUCUCUGCUUAAAGUCUACUCUGGGUCCUCUCAUGAGUGGCUGCCCAUCUGCAGUAGCAGCUGGAAUGACUCUGACUCCCAGAAGACCUGCCAGCAGCUGGGGUUUUCGAGUGCUUACCGGACAACUGAGGUGGCGCACAGGGAUUUUGCCAGCAGCUUUUCAAUCUCUGAAUACAACUCCACCCUCCAGGAAAGCCUCUAUAGGUCUGAAUGCCCUUCCCAGCGGUACAUCUCUCUGCAGUGCUCCCACUGUGGACUGAGAGCCAUGACUGGGAGGAUCGUGGGAGGAGUGCUGGCCUCAGGGAGCAAGUGGCCCUGGCAAGUGAGUCUGCACUACGGCACCACCCACAUCUGCGGGGGCACACUCAUCGACCCCCAGUGGGUGCUCACCGCUGCCCAUUGUUUCUUUGUGACCCGGGAGAAGAUGCUGGAGGGCUGGAAGGUGUAUGCAGGCACCAACAACCUGCACCAGCUGCCUGAGGCAGCCUCCAUUGCCCAGAUCAUUAUCAACAGCAACUACACCGAUGAACAGGAUGACUAUGACAUCGCCCUCAUGAGGCUCUCCAAGCCCCUGCACCUAUCUCAGCAUAUCCACCCUGUCUGCCUCCCCAUGAACGGACAGACCUUUAGCAUCAACGAGACCUGUUGGAUCACAGGCUUUGGCAAGACCAAGGAAACAGAUGAGAAGACAUCACCCUUCCUCCGGGAGGUGCAGGUCAACCUCAUUGACUUCCACAAAUGUAAUGACUACUUGGUCUAUGACAACUACCUCACUCCCAGGAUGAUGUGUGCUGGGGACCUUCGAGGAGGCAGAGACUCCUGCCAGGGAGACAGCGGGGGGCCUCUUGUCUGUGAGCAGAACAACCGCUGGUACCUGGCGGGCGUCACCAGCUGGGGCACAGGCUGUGGCCAGAGAAACAAACCUGGUGUGUACACCAAAGUGUCAGAAGUCCUUCCCUGGAUCUACAGCAAGAUGGAGAGUGAAGUGCGCUUCCGGAAAUCCUAACCAGCUCUCGCUCACAGCACUGACUGCUACGAAGACUCUGGCUGAAGGCCCUGGGCCAUUUGCAACAUCGGGGCUUACAGUCACCAGGCACCUUCAUCACUGCCACCUCCAUUAUCUGCUGCUUCCGCGUGUGUGUGUGUGUGUGUGUGUGUGUGUGUGUGUGUGUGUAAGAGAGAGAGAGAAAGAGAGAGACUGUUCUCUGAAGUUCUUCAGAAACUAAGAGAGCUCACAACUAUUGUCAGAGCCCCAGGCUGGAAAUCUUCCGGAGAUAAGAGCUUGGGCACCAUGGAUGUUCCUACAGGGGAGUCCAUAGAUGAAUGAAGGAGGUGAAGCCAAAGCAGAGCCCAGAGAAGGGUCUGGCGGGUGACAUCAGGAGUUUCUGCUCCUCUGACCCUGACUUGGAGACUAGGCCAGAGCGAGCUUGGGUGACACCAUUGCUGUCCUGAGACAGAAAAUGGGUCUUGUCAGAGCUGGCGCUUCCCAGUGCCUGAUGUCCCCAGUGGGAAGGCAUCCCAUUGGCGUCUGUGCCCUCACUCAGACCUCCUGCAGAUGCCGUGGGUGCCACGCGUGUCCUGGGCUGGGUUGUGCUGCCUGUCUGUCUGCACUGAUGACUGUGACUAGGGCUCAGUGUACUUGUUUGGUCACAAGCUGUUGGGGCAGAUUUUAUUUCAUUUUAUUUUUAUAUUUAAGAAAUAUAUAUAUAUAUAUACUGUAGAUGUAUUUAAAAUAAUAUCUCCAAAAAUUUCAGGGCCCUUGAGAGUUAGCAUUAAUCCCACCCCUCCCAAGAACUCUGAGGGAUUCAUGGGAGCAUCCUACAAAAUAUUCCAGGAGAAGGACCUGGAAAAUGUCCGCAGGGUGGACUUUUCCGAGUCAGAGAUACUCAGGAAAGCAGAUCUUCAUCUGGGCCUACAGGCAAAUCCAACACAGAGUUGCAAACUGUUCUUGCGUCCAAGAGCUACAAGGAGGACAGGAAGAAAGGAGAAGUCCAGGGGACACCGCCCCUUAUACCUAGGGGCUGUUGUGGGAGUGUAAGGGUUGUUCCCGACUUUCUCGGUCUUUUAGUUUCUCCGUUCCAGAAACAUUGCACAGCCACAAAAUGGACCGUGGUGGAGAAGCAAACACUGCAGGCCCACCAAACAGUCGUUGUGGAGGA
Chinchilla lanigera (long-tailed chinchilla) is the source of this 2934-nucleotide messenger RNA. It is a transcript of the gene Tmprss13, whose product is annotated as transmembrane protease, serine 13. The coding region runs from base 132 to 1781 and encodes 549 amino acids. Gene Ontology annotation, molecular function: serine-type endopeptidase activity. The transcript is spliced from 14 exons. Gene Ontology annotation, cellular component: membrane. Lineage: Eukaryota; Metazoa; Chordata; Mammalia; Rodentia; Chinchillidae. Gene Ontology annotation, biological process: proteolysis. The record is from RefSeq and is a predicted model, not a curated record.